AUGCCAACAUUUAGUCCAACAAAUAUCAACAGAGAACAGACUUACAAGUUAUUUGGAUCUUUAACAUCCAUAUUCGGCACAAUACAAAAGGAAGGCUACAGACGGAAGAAAUCUAAGUCCGCAGCCAAAGAACUACUGGAAGAACCUAGGGUUCUUGCUACAAUAAAUACCGGGUAUAGAUUGCUCUGCAAUGUUACCUUUCUCAGUAAAGGGGAUUUCUGGACCAGUGCAGCAUGCAGUGAUCUUAUUAAAUGCUUCAACAUUGAAGGUUCACUUAAAAAGACUUUCAGAACUAAGUCUCGGGAAUGUCCAGGUGAUAUAUCUGUGGCAAAUGGUUUAGACUUAAUGUACUGUGACUUGAUAACAAAAACUGUUAAUAAAGUGAAGGAUGAAGAGAUAGAGGAGGUGAUCAGAUUACAGGGCUGGAUACCUCUCAAUCUCUGUGCCACCACCUCUGGUGAUCUCCUGGUUACGAUGUACAGUGAUGAUAAAACGCAAUCAAAAGUUGUCCGUUACUCAGGCUCCACAGAGAAACAAACAAUCCAGUUUGAUGAUGAGGGUAAACCUCUGUAUUCAGGAAAUGGCAGAUGUAAAUACAUCUGCGUCAACAGAAAACUGGAUAUCUGCAUGGCUGACUUGGGAGCUGGUGCUGUAGUUGUUAUCAGUCAAGCUGGUAAACUCAAGUUCAGAUACACUGGUCACCACUCAACUACAAAGAAACUACCAUUUGAGCCAUGGGGAAUCACAACAGACAGUCAAUGUCAGAUCCUGAUUUCAGACAAGGAAAACCAUUGUAUUCACAUCUUAGACCAGGAUGGACAGUUCCUUCGUUUUAUAGAUAACUGUGAUUUGAAAGACCCACAUGGUUUAUGCAUAGACAAAAAAGAUAACCUCUUUGUUGCUGAAUAUUUCUCUGGAAAUGUCAAGAAAAUUAAAUAUGCCAAGUAG
This is a messenger RNA of Saccostrea echinata, 948 nucleotides long. RefSeq lists its product as uncharacterized. The transcript has a single exon. The record is from RefSeq and is a predicted model, not a curated record. Bases 1 to 948 code for a protein of 315 amino acids. NCBI's taxonomy places the organism in Eukaryota, Metazoa, Mollusca, Bivalvia, Ostreida, Ostreidae. Gene Ontology annotation, molecular function: protein binding.